Messenger RNA from Xyrauchen texanus (razorback sucker), 557 nucleotides. RefSeq names its product C-X-C motif chemokine 11-6-like. Lineage: Eukaryota; Metazoa; Chordata; Actinopteri; Cypriniformes; Catostomidae. Gene Ontology annotation, molecular function: chemokine activity; CXCR chemokine receptor binding. The transcript has 4 exons. Gene Ontology annotation, cellular component: extracellular region. Gene Ontology annotation, biological process: cellular response to lipopolysaccharide; inflammatory response; antimicrobial humoral immune response mediated by antimicrobial peptide. Bases 22 to 327 code for a protein of 101 amino acids. The record is from RefSeq and is a predicted model, not a curated record.
AUCAUCAAGAGCAAAAACACAAUGAAGACUGGUACAUAUAUUGUUCUUCUAAUCAGCCUGUUUGCUGUAGAGGUGAAAGGGCAGGCAAAGGCUAUAAAAGGCAGGUGUUUAUGUGCUGACAAAGGAGUGAACAUGGUUCUGCCAAAAAUGAUUGAGAAGGUUGAAAUUAUACCACCAAGUCCCUCUUGUGAAAACCAGGAGAUUGUUGUUACUCUGAAGAAUGGCACAGAGCGUAAAUGCCUAAAUCCAGAAUCUAAUUUCACUAAGAAUUACAUAAUGAAGGCUGUUAAACAGAGGAGCAAGCAGAAGGAGCAGCCUGCAAUAUGAAUGCAGAUUAGCUAUUGUUUGUGCAAUAGAAGAACACACUGAUAUCAGCAUCUUACAAUAAGCAACUGAGCAUCAUUCUUUUGAAAAGACAGACCAGAGAUUCACAUGAAAAAUAUUUUAUUAUCCAGUGUCCAUAAUGUAAAUAUUUCCAAAGCUGAUUAAUUAAAACUUAUCAUGGUUCACUGUUGUACAUUUUAAAGUAAGAUUUUUGAAAACAAAAUAUGCCUGAU